Thalassophryne amazonica is the source of this 6411-nucleotide messenger RNA. RefSeq names its product myosin X, like 1 (gene myo10l1). Gene Ontology annotation, molecular function: protein binding; ATP binding; cytoskeletal motor activity. NCBI's taxonomy places the organism in Eukaryota, Metazoa, Chordata, Actinopteri, Batrachoidiformes, Batrachoididae. The coding region runs from base 1 to 6411 and encodes 2136 amino acids. The transcript has 46 exons. The record is from RefSeq and is a predicted model, not a curated record. Gene Ontology annotation, cellular component: cytoskeleton; myosin complex.
AUGGUCCCAGAUACGAAGGGGGCUCGAGUCUGGGUCCGAGAGAAGGAGCAGCUUGUCCCUGCCACUGUCAACUCCUGUGGAGAUGGAACCCUUGUUGUCACAAUUGACUAUGGAGAGCAUGUACCUCCACCUCUCCAGGCUCACCUCAACCUGCUCCUCAUUCCUAUGAGUUCUUACAUCUGCAAACAGCAUAGGGGCUCGAGUCUGGUCCGAGAGAAGGAGCAGCUUGUCCCUGCCACUGUCAACUCCUGUGGAGAUGGAACCCUUGUUGUCACAAUUGACUAUGGAGAGGUGUUGUACUUGCAGCAGUCCGAGGUUACCAGGGAGCGGGUGUAUGCUAUGCAUCAGACCAGCAUCGAUGGGGUGGAGGACAUGUCAACACUGGCAGAACUGCACGAGGCUGCCAUCAUGCACAACCUGCACCAGCGCUACCAAAAAGACAACAUCUAUACUAACAUUGGCAGCAUUCUGGCAGCUGUGAACCCCUACAAGCAGAUCCCAGGUCUCUAUGAUCUUGGGAGAGUGGACCUGUACUCUAAACACCAUUUAGGUGAACUCCCUCCACACAUUUUUGCUGUGGCCAAUGAGUGCUACCGAUGUAUCUGGAAACGCCACGACAGCCAGUGUGUCCUCAUCAGCGGUGAGUCCGGGGCGGGGAAGACCGAGAGCACAAAACUGUUACUGCAGUUCCUCUCCCUGAUGAGCCAGAACUCAGUCGGAACUCCUCCGUCAGAGAGAAGCACUCGAGUGGAGCAGGCCAUUGUACAGAGCAGUCCGAUCAUGGAGGCGUUUGGAAAUGCAAAGACUGUGUACAACAACAACUCCAGUCGCUUUGGGAAAUUCAUCCAGCUUCACUUCUCUGAGAGCGGAAACAUCCAGGGAGGCUGUGUGAUUGACUGCCAGUACUACCUGGAGGACUCUCCUGAAUCAUUCCACUACCUCAGCCAAUCGGGAUGUAUGAAGGACAAGAGCCUGAAUGACAAAGAACUGUUUAACAGCGUUAUGGAGGCGCUGAAGGUGUUAGAGUUUACUGAGGAGGAGAUCAGAGACAUGUUUAAGCUGCUGUCAGGAGUCUUACAGUUGGGCAAUAUCGAGUUUAUGACUGCAGGAGGAGCCCAGAUCACCACCAAUCAAGUGGUCACUGAUGCCAGCGAGCUGUUAGGGCUGGAUGCCUUCCAGCUGUCUGAAGUCCUGACUCAGCGCUCCAUUAUCCUCAGAGGAGAGGAGAUCUGUUCUCCGCUCACCAUUGAGCAGGCCGUGGAUUCCCGUGAUUCUGUUGCCAUGGCAUUGUAUUCCCAGUGUUUCUCCUGGAUUAUCCUCAAGAUCAAUCAGAAGAUCAAACGGCAGGAAAAUUUCAAAUCCAUUGGAAUCCUUGACAUCUUUGGUUUUGAGAACUUUGAGGUCCGAACUGUGAAUCGGUUUGAACAGUUUAAUAUCAAUUAUGCGAAUGAGAAACUGCAGGAGUACUUCAACAAGCAUAUCUUUUCUCUGGAGCAGCUCGAGUACAACAGGGAAGGUGUUCAGUGGGACGCCAUAGACUGGAUGGACAAUGCAGAGUGUCUUGAUCUCAUAGAAAAGGAGCUGGUUGUUCUGUUUGGCUGGGAUCCAGAAACUGGGCUUGUGGCUCUAGUCAAUGAAGAAAGCCGUUUCCCCAAAGGAACAGACUAUACUCUGCUGGAGAAGCUCCACAGCAGACACUCGACAAACCUGUACUAUGUCAAGCUCAGACUUGCUGACCAUCAGUUUGGGAUCAAACAUUAUGCUGGGGAGGUCCUAUAUGACGUUCGAGGAAUUCUGGAAAAAAACAGAGACACUUUUAGAGAUGACAUCCUCAAUAUGCUGAAAGAGAGCAGACUGGAUUUCAUCUACGAUUUGUUUGAGAAGGUUGGCAGCAGGAAUAACGAAGAGAGGAUGGGCACAGCCAGACGCAAACCCACCGUCAGCUCACAGUUCAGGGACUCCCUUCACGCUCUCAUGGCCACCCUGAGUGUAUCCAAUCCCUUCUUCAUCCGCUGCAUUAAGCCCAACAUGGAAAAGAAUCCAAAUAUUUUCGACCCAGAGGUCGUCCUGAAUCAGCUCAGGUAUUCUGGGAUGUUGGAGACGGUCAAGAUCCGUCGUGCUGGAUUCCCUGUCCGCAGAACAUUCAAAGACUUCUUCUCUCGGUAUAAGAUUAUUCUGAAGGACAAAGCUCCCCUGGCAGGAGAUGAUAAAAAGAAGACCACUGACCUUCUAAUCAAAUAUGACAAGACCAAGAAAGAGUGGCAGUUGGGCAAAACAAAGGUGUUUAUGAAAGAGUCACUGGAGCAGCGUUUAGAGAAAGACAGAGAUGAAGUUAGACGUCAAGCUGCAUUGAUCAUCCGAGCUCACCUACUUACUUUCUCUGCCAAGAAGCACUUCAGGCGUGUCCGCAGCAGCGUCAUCACCCUCCAGAAGCACUUACGUAAGUGCAUUCAGCGAAAGCGCUUCAUAAAGAAACGUGAAUCGGUGCUUGUUCUGCAGAGACACCGCCGAGGUCAGGUGGCACGUGCACAUGUUCGACAACUCCUAGAGGAGAAGAAGAAGAGGGAGGAAGAGCAGAGGAAGAAGGAGGAAGAAGAGAAGAAAUCGGUGGGUGAAUUAAACAAGGAGCGUGAAGCUGCAGCACAGAGAAAGUCCAAAUCCUCAGAGGAUGAGGCGCGUCAGAUGGAGGAGAUACUGCAGUUGGAGCGAGAGAUCGAGCGCUUGCAGAAGAAGAGAGAGGACGGUGUGUCACAGCUGUGUGAGUCUUCCAAACAGGAGCUGCAGCUUCGGAGGGAUGCUGAGCUCAAACGGAUGAAGAAGGAGGCCUCCCGUAAAGCCGCGGGGCUCAUCGACCUGCUCAACUUUGGAGGUGUGGAUCCUGCGCUGGCAGCAGCAGGAGCAAAAGCUGCUGUGGAGGCAAAAGCACCGAAACGAGCAAGCGCCACUUCAGGUGCAGCCAAAGAAGAGGAGGUCGAUGAGGGCUUCCAUGCAGAGGAGGAGUGCAUCCCUCUGCCUGACUUCCCUCCUCCUGCUGAGACAGACGCACCCGUGGACCAAGACAUAUUUGCUCACCUCCCCCCUCCACCGCCUGCUUUUGCAGAGGGAACUGUGCCUCCUGCACCACCCCCUCCACCUCCACUGCCCGCAGAUGGCUUGCCUCUUCCUGGGAUCCCUCCCCCUCCUCCUCUGCCUCCACCAGGAGAUGGUGCCACGCCCUCUCCACCGCCUCCUCCACCUCUCCCUGGAGAAACAGAGAAAAAGCAUGGAGCUGAAGCAGAGCUGGGGAGGAAGGUGAGCAUGGUAGAGAGUUUGGGGGACGGGGAGGAGCCAAUCUACAGCAUGCCAGCCGACACAGAAUCCGACUAUGACCAGGAGGAGGAGGAGGGAUCCGUCACCGCUGGAGACGACAGCUCUGUAUCCGGGAGCAACCGCGGGAGUACCACAGUGGCAGACGAGGAGCACCCGAGGAAGUCGACCUGCACCAACGCCAGCAUUGAGACCUACAGAGGGAGCUCUGACUCUUAUGCAGACAGCGACGAUGAGCAUGACGGCAUGAUGGACACUGAUGAGGAGGUGACAAACGGCCGAGUGACUUUACUGAACGGAAACGCACCGCCGUACUUCCACAGUUACCUCUACAUGAAGGCUGGUCUGAUGAUCCCGUGGAGGAGGCGCUGGUGUGUUCUGAAGGAUGAAACUUUCAUGUGGUUCCGCUCGAAACAAGAGUCUCUCAAGUCUGGUUGGCUGUAUAAGAAAGGAGGAGGACUCUCAACUCUCUCACGCAGAAACUGGAAGAUGCGCUGGUUUGUGCUGAGGGACAACAAGUUGAUGUACUAUGACAAUGACAGUGAGGAGAAGCUGAAGGGAACCAUCGACAUCCGAGCCGCCAAAGAGAUCGUGGAUAAUCACGAGAAGGAGAACGCUCUGAACAUUGUGACAGACGAGAGGACCUACCAGGUGUUUGCCGAGUCACCAGAGGAUGCAAGCGGGUGGUUUAAUGUGCUCAGUAAGGUGCGCGUGUGCACUCCUGAGCAGUUGCUGGACAUGUCCCAUGAGCAGGCCAACCCAAAGAACGCCGUGGGAACUCUUGAUGUGGGGCUGAUCGAUUCUGUGUGUGCAUCCGACAAUCCUGAUCGGCCUAAUUCCUUUGUCAUCAUUACGGCAAACCGAGUGAUCCACUGCAACAGUGACAUGCCAGAGGAGAUGCAUCACUGGAUUAGUUUGCUUCAGAAACCCAAAGGAGAUGCCAGGAUAGACGGACAGGAGUUUCUAGUCAGAGGCUGGCUCCAAAAGGAGAUGAAGAUGAACACAAAAAGCACCUCCCUAAAGCUGAAGAAGCGGUGGUUCGUUCUGACCCACAAUUCCUUGGAUUACUACAAGAGCUCAGAGCGUAAUUCCUCCAAGAUGGGAACUCUGGUCCUUAACUCCCUUUGCUCUGUCAUUCAGCCGGAUGAACGAGUCCACAGAGAGACAGGUUACUGGAACAUCAUAGUAUAUGGAAGGAAACACUCAUACCGCCUCUACACUAAGAUGCUGAAUGAGGCCAUGAGGUGGGCAGCAGCCAUACAGGGGGUCAUAGACAGCAAGACUCCCAUUGAAACUCCAACUCUGCAGCUCAUCAGAGAUAUCAAGGAGAACAGCGUGAACCCAGAAAUAGUGGAACAAAUGUACAGGAGGAACCCCAUCCUCAGAUACACUCAGCAUCCGCUGCAUGCCCCUCUGUUGCCGCUGCCUUAUGGAGAAGUCACCAGCCUACAAAGACAGCAGGGUUAUGCAAGUCUGCAGGAUGAGGCAGUGCGAGUGUUUAACUCUAUGCAAGAGAUGGAGACACUCGCGGACACGGUGCCCAUCAUUCAGGGCAUCCUGCAGACCUGCCAGGACCUGCGCCCUCUCAGGGAUGAGGUGUACUGUCAAGUGAUCAAGCAAACCAAUCUCGUGCCUCAGCCUAACAGCCCAGCCAAUCGGGCACACUGGCACCUGCUCACCUGCAUGAGCUGCACCUUUUUACCCGGUCGAGCUAUUCUCAGAUACCUCCGCUUCCACCUUAAGAGGGUACGUGAGCGCUAUCCUGGCACAGAGAUCGAACGCUAUGCCAGCUUCAUUGGGGAAUCCCUGAAGAAAACCAAGACUCGUGAGUUUGUUCCCUCUCAGGAGGAGAUUGCAGCCUUGCUGGUGAGACAGGAGAUGAGCACCACUGUCUACUGCCACGGAGGAGGAUCCUGCAAGAUCUCCAUCAACUCGCACACCUCAGCCGGAGAGGUUGUGGAGAAGCUGAUCAGAGGUCUGGCAAUGGAAGAGAGCAAGAACCUGUUCUCGCUGUUUGAACACAACACCUUCACAGACCGAGCGCUGGAGAGCAGAGUGAUCGUAGCAGAUGUUCUGGCCAAAUUUGAAAGAUUGACGGGCAGUGAAGAAGAGGAAGAAGAGGGUGAAUGGAAGCUCUACUUCAAACUCUACUGCUUCUUGGAUGUUGAGAGCAUGCCCAAAGAAGGAGUGGAAUUUGCCUUCAUGUUUGAACAGGCUCAUGAGUCUUUGAUAAGCGGCCACUUCCCAGCAUCAGAGGAGACUUUACAGCAUCUAGCCGCAUUACGUCUGCAGUAUCUCCAUGGUGAUGGUGCAGGUCGGGCUGGAUGGAACUUGGGUACCGUUUAUCCAAUCGGGCGUCUCCGCAAUCGGAUCCUCCACUCCACCAAGCAGGGCUCGGGGACUGUGGGUGGAGCAGCAGGGGGUGGGAGCGGAGGAGCAGGAGAUGUGAAGAGCAUGGUGGGAGGGCAGGUCGGGGUCGGGACAGAGAAAAGAAAGACGCCCAGCUUCUUGGACGGCACCUUGAGGAGAAGCUUCAAAACUGGAUCACUCAAGAAACAGAAGGUGGAGGAGGAGCAGAUGCUGGAGAUGUGGGUGAAGGAGGAGACGUCUGCCACAAGGACCAGCGUUCUGGAGAAGUGGACUCGUCUGCAGGGAGUGCCCCAGCACCAGGCCAUGCUUAAAUACAUGAGCAUCAUUAAGGAGUGGCCGGGAUAUGGAUCUACACUGUUUGAUGUUGAGUGUAAAGAAGGUGGUUUCCCUCAUGAUCUCUGGCUGGGUGUGAGCGCUGACAACGUGUCUGUGUACAAGCGAGGAGAGCCUAAACCACUGGAGACCUUCCAAUAUGAACACAUCACCUUCUUUGGGGCUUCACAGCCGUGCACCUACAAGAUCAUUGUGGAUGAAAGGGAGAUGUUCUUCGAGACUCCAUUGGUUGGGGAGAUCACCAAGAUCAUGAGGGCCUACAUUAACAUGAUGGUGAAGAAACGUUGCAGCAUCAUGUCUGUGAGCAGUGUCGGCAGUUCCUGGGUCAGGUGUGGCAGUGGGCACCACCAGUCAUCAGUGCUUUACGUGGCAUCAUCCCUUGUGGAUAACUACUUCAGAUGA